Messenger RNA from Sesamum indicum (sesame), 1295 nucleotides. Its product is annotated as ras-related protein Rab7. Gene Ontology annotation, molecular function: GTPase activity; GTP binding. The record is from RefSeq and is a predicted model, not a curated record. Lineage: Eukaryota; Viridiplantae; Streptophyta; Magnoliopsida; Lamiales; Pedaliaceae. Gene Ontology annotation, cellular component: vacuolar membrane.
AAUUCAGCUGCCUGUAGUAUUUAAGACUUCUCCAAAAAGUGGGGCAUCAAGAAAACAGAGCAGUUGAUGUGUUGAAUUUUAUUAUUAGCGGCUAAAUUCGCAAUCACCGAACGAAAAUCAGUCAACAUUGUUUGUGAUUCAGAUCGGAAUUGGCGCCCCUUUUUCGUGUCUAUUCUCCUUUCAUCGCAUUCUACACACGCGCACCAAUUUUUUAUCUAGAAAAGAAAAGAAUUGAAAGGGAAAGAUUUGUUUUCUUAAUCGCUGUCAAAUGUCAUUGCGUAGGCGAACGUUGCUCAAAGUCAUCGUCCUCGGCGAUAGCGGGGUGGGUAAGACGUCGUUGAUGAACCAAUAUGUGCAUAAGAAAUUUAGUCAGCAGUACAAAGCUACUAUUGGGGCAGAUUUCGUGACCAAGGAACUUCAGAUAGAUGAUCGCCUCGUCACUCUUCAAAUUUGGGACACUGCUGGCCAAGAGAGAUUUCAAAGUCUGGGAGUUGCGUUUUAUAGAGGGGCAGAUUGCUGUGUUUUGGUCUAUGAUGUGAAUGUAAUGAGGUCCUUUGAUACCCUUGACAACUGGCAUGAAGAAUUCCUCAAGCAGGCUAACCCACCCGACCCAAAGACAUUUCCGUUUAUAUUACUAGGAAACAAGAUUGAUAUAGAUGGUGGUAAUAGCAGAGUGGUGUCUGAGAAGAAAGCAAAGGAAUGGUGUGCGUCAAAAGGGAACAUACCUUACUUUGAGACAUCGGCAAAAGAGGAUUACAAUGUUGAUCCUGCAUUCUUAAGCAUUGCGAAGGCUGCUUUAGCCAACGAGCAUGAUCAGGACAUAUACUUCCAGGGCAUGCCAGAGGCUGUUUCGGAAACAGAGCAACAAGGUGGUUGUGCAUGCUGAUCUGGACUUGGCACUUGUUGUCAAACUCAUGGUUAACUUUCUUCUUAGUGAUUCUUUUUCAUUUAGGCCUUUUUAUUUAUACCCAUUCUUCUGUAUGCACUGUACACUAUAUUCUCAUUACUGAGACGGGCUUGCUUCCCGUUCCGUUUGGAGUCAUUGACCAUGACCAUUUAACUGGGAGACUAGUCUGGUUGUAAUCUUCUGUUUUGACAGGUGAUCCUUUGAGUUUUGAGAUGCUUAUGUUUUCUUCAUAAUGCUACAAAACACAAUUCGAAGCUGAAUUUUAUGAGACGUUUCAGCUAAAGCUUGAUGACUCUGUAUUUUUCACUUGCAUUCAUCUUCUGAUCUUUGUUCUCGAUAUGUAAAUCUGGGUUCGGUGUGUAUAUAUUAUGAAGGAUGACUUGAGGUA